AUGCCAGCGCAGGGCUUAUGCGAGAAAGAGCUUCUCUACAAGUUUGCGCUAAAGAUUUCCAAUCUCCAGGAACUCUACCUGAAGAAGAAGCUAGUCAUGGAUCCCUAUGAGUUUUACCGGUGGGUUAUUUGUAAGAGUCUUAGGCCUGAUCUUCAUAAUGCCCUCAGCAAUUCUCGAAAUAGCCUGUCAGGAAUUAUUCGCAGUAUGGGAGACGACAGUGGUCAAGCCGAUCCAGUUUUUCGGACAAUUGUCCUUUAUUGGGCGUCUCUCACUGGCAACGAGAACAAAUUUGGCAAGCACAAGAAGACAGGAUCACGCAGCCAAGCAAUAGCACCGAAGCUAUCAGCAGCUCCGUGGGAAGGCUCCCAUACCAGCUCUCGCCUUGGAGGUCGCGACUUGGCGUUGCGUAUCUCGCGUCUGGAGAUGCGACGCAGAAAGCGCCGAGAUCAGACGAGUCGACCCCAAGUGUAUGCGGGAGUCAACGCUCAUCGGGCCGAAAAUGCGAGAGCCAAGCUCUGA
Messenger RNA from Akanthomyces muscarius, 519 nucleotides. RefSeq lists its product as uncharacterized. The transcript has a single exon. Bases 1 to 519 code for a protein of 172 amino acids. Lineage: Eukaryota; Fungi; Ascomycota; Sordariomycetes; Hypocreales; Cordycipitaceae. The record is from RefSeq and is a predicted model, not a curated record.